Messenger RNA from Cuscuta europaea, 2849 nucleotides. The record is from the annotation of a GenBank genome assembly. NCBI's taxonomy places the organism in Eukaryota, Viridiplantae, Streptophyta, Magnoliopsida, Solanales, Convolvulaceae.
CAGACAAUGGAGGUAGGCACACCCAAAUGGCGGCAUUAUUUCAGUAUGAGUAAAUUAGAACAAUUCCCAAAUGGCGGUAUUUUCUUUUAUGACCAUAAGUUUCGGAGUUAUUUCAGUAUGAGUAAAUUAGAACAAUUCCCAAAUGGCGGCUGAAAACUCUCUCUCGCAAGAAUUGUAUUUUCUCCAUGGAUGCACAAGUACUAGGACGGCUUUCCUCUUCUUUUUCCCUGCAAUUCAGAUCGAAACAAGUUCUUUUUCCCGUCUCCGGCGACCCAAUUUCUCCUCGCAGAAGAAACUGCCCUUUCUCCAUUAAGGCUGAGAUUCGAAGUGGUAGCAACCGCAGCGGGAAAGAGUUCGACUACGCCGCAUACGAGGCAGAACGGCUGAGGCUCGACGCGGCGGCGCGUCAGUCUAUGGCGGAGACCUCCGAGAGAGAAACCCGAAACGAGAGCGACCCGAAGGCGUGGAAAUGGGCUAUCCGGAAACGGAUAUGGGACUUGAUGGAAGCUCUGAACGUUGCCCAGUUCCCCAGACCCGUUCAUCAUCGGAUACCCAAUUUUGUCGGCGCUUCUGUUGCGGCUAAAAAGGUGAGUGAAUUGGAUGUGUUCAAAGCGGCUAAUUGUGUGAAAGUGAACCCAGAUACACCACAGAAACAAGUGAGGUUUCUCACACUUAAUGGAAGGAAGAUACUAUUAACUCCACAGCCUCGUCUUAGGACUGGAUUUUUUUCCUUACUCGAACCUUCUCAGGCGUUAUUGAGUCCUGAUACUCUCAAAGAGGCUUGCACCUCUGCAGGUGUGGCUAAAUAUGGAAAGCCGAUUGGACUGGAUGAGAAGAUUAGAGUCGAUAUAAUUGUUAUUGGUUCUGUUGCUGUUGAUCCAACCACUGGUGCUCGACUUGGCAAGGGAGAGGGGUUUGCUGAGCUUGAAUAUGGCAUGCUACGUUACAUGGGUGCAAUUGAUGACUCGACACCUAUCGUCACGUCUGUACAUGACAAGCAAUUGGUUGGCGAUAUUCCUGUCGAAAAGCUAUUGAUCCAUGAUGUUCCAGUUGACAUCAUAUGCACUCCAACCCAAGUCAUAUUCACAAAUACAACCAUCCCAAAGCCUCAAGGGAUUUAUUGGGAGGAGCUGUCUCCUGAAAAGCUCAGUCAAAUCCUAAUACUAAGAGAGCUGAAGAGCAGAAUAGAACAAGAGACGGGACAAAAGCUUCCAUGUGGUCCUUCCGAGAAGCUCCCCCCAACUGCUCGCCGAGGGAGACACUGAUGUCCCCUUGCUGCUUGUUUGGAGUAACUUUUUUCCGUACUACUAUAUUUUGUGGAGUUAUUGCUGCAGUGAGCAAAAGGUUGUGGAAGAAAUUAUAGUCAUGAGUUCAUUCCAAUUAUUCUCUUAAUGAAGCAAAGUUUUGACAAGUUCACUAAUGACAUUGGGGUAAAUUUACGGUCAUUCCUUGCAUAUAUAAUUUACCUUACUGUAUGAUAUGGUAACUCUAUUUUAACUCACUAUAUGAAGAAGUACUCCCUCCGUCCCUGAAUUAUAUUCAAACUUUCCUUUUUCAUCCGUCCCAAAAUUAUCUCCUCCUUCCUUUUUUGACAAAGAAUUUGUGGUUCACAAUCAUUCUUACACAUUCUUACACAUUUCUCUCUCCUCUGCACAACUCUCCACCACACAAAACCCACUAUCUUAAUUACUGUGCCCAGCCGAAAUGGGAGAAAAAACAGGGACGGAGGGAGUAUGAUUUCACCAGAAAUGGGUGAGCCAAGGCAUUGGUUGCCUUCCCCCUCCUAUACACGCACAUCAUAUUCCUUUGAUACUAUAGUGGUUAUAACCUUAAUGGACGACUUGAUACUAUUAACUCAUUGAAAGACAUGUGUCAAUGGGAAACUAUAAUCGCCCGAAAUCGAUUACAUGCUUCGGACUAAAUCCACCAAGAGAAUGUGUGACUUUUAUUUGGAAUGUCUACACCCCUCCUAAACUCCUUCCCACUUGGUUCAUCAUCAUUUCAUCAUUUUCAUUUACCCCAGUGCCGCAAAGGCUCCCACCUACGGUGGGGUAAGGGGGGGGGGGGUCGGAUGUACGCAGUCUUACCCCUGUACUAAAGCACAGAGAGACUGUUUCCGGAUGACCCAUAGUGAAAAUCGCGUCCAAGAUUGCAUGGACUGACUGUUGCUCCAUAACAAAGAAGCGCAGACAAUUUAAGCCAUUUUGCUUUAUUCCAUCAUAAUCUCAAGCCAAAAAAUAAUGAAUCUUUGGCUCCAUUGCAAAUGAUGGAAAAUCCUUCCCACUUGGUUGGCCCUUAUAAAUAGGCUUGUCAGUUUUGAUAAUCUUGACUAUCUAAAUUUGGAUAACACUUGUAUCUUUUGCAGAGUGGGCCAAAAAUGGUUACACACAUUUUUUUCUUUGUCCUUUUAGUAGUAGGGUCUGGAGUGAAGUCUAGGAUAAGCUUGGUAUUGGUAGAAGCAUUACAACUUUACAAGACCUGCUAGCUUGAUAUACUGGAUUAAGAAGUUAUGCAAUGGAGCUUUAAUCAAGUCAGAGGUUAUUAGGAUUGCGUUUUCCUGCAUGAUGUACCGGAUCUUGAGGAAUAUGAAUGCGACUCGCCACGACGAAAAAAAUUGGACAUAAUCGCCAAAGUCAUGAGCAUGAUCUAUAAAAUUUGUAGAGCCUUUUCCCCCAGAGUUGAUUCCUUUCUGAUUUUUGUUAAACUUUUGGUCCCUAAACCCUUUUAUUUUGGAGCAAUUGUAGCUGGCUUUUAUGAGCUAUAGCUACUUCAUGAUGGGGUCUCCUCACUGGGGCUUUUUUGUAAACUCUAUAUGUUUCUUUGAAUGUUAAUAAACGUUUCCGUUUCAU